UUGCCGAAUUGUAUUCGGUAUAUAGUUUUACAAUACUUAUACUUAAACAUGUAAACAUGAAAAAAGCAGUAUUUACUACGUUAAUAGGUCUAUAUGCCACCCAUGUAAUGGGCAUACGGCAUACCAAUUCACUUCCUGGUAGAAGCCAAGAUGCUAUGCUUGUUGAUGCAUUGGCAUCUGGGCUAAGUGAAAGCUACGCUAGGAUUAAUGCAAUUGAAGAUGAAACAGAUAUCGCAUUCCGAAUGGUAGAGAGCAUCAGACAUAACCCUAACAUACAAGAUGCUGUUUGUGCUAGAUUCAUCAAAAAACAGUUAUGUCAUGAAAUUGUUACUGUAUAUGUCAGACGUUGCUCCCAAGGGCAAUGUGCUAUCUUGGAUACUGAACAACACCCUCUAAAUGAUCCAAAUCCUACUAUUAGACUGCCAAAUACAUAUCAAUUGGAGGCAGCAUUCUACAUAUUCAAAAAUUUAUUAAAGCAAUAUAGUAAACAGAGACACAUGGAGGGUAAACGUUUCAGGAGCAAAUCAAAAAGCAAUUUGUAUCGUCUUUUUAUGUCAUUGUUGAUGAGGAAAAACAUGUUUUUCAGGAAGAUUGACAGAAGAGACUUGUUCCUGAGCCGCUAUCUUUUCAUGACUACUAUAUACUACAAAACAUACACGACUAUAGAAAAAAUGAAGACAAGCCUACAAAAUAACAUGAAGAUCGCAAGAUAUCUCUGUAGCAAACGAAUACGCAAGGCUUUGGGAAACAUUCUUAAGGUCAAUAUUAGGGGGGCUGUAAAGGAUACACCAGCUAACUACAUCACUGCGAAAACUAGAGAUUACGAAAUUUACCUGAGAAGACAACAAUCAGAAUCGGGCACCUUUACGACAGAGUUUGUUAACAUGAGUCUAGAUAUAUUAAUUAAAAUGGUGACAAAACUUCAAAUGCAAGCUGAUAAGCCAUGGUACAAAAAGUGGUACUACGUAUUCACAAAACCUGUGAAAUGGGCUGUAAAUCUGAUUGAGAAUGAUGAUGCGCCAUAUGGGUGGGAUAAAAUGAAGGGAAACAAAAAAGCUAAGGAAGAGGAAUUCGAUGAAUUCGCAUCAAACAUAAACAAUAUAUGAAGAAUGUCAAAGCUUAAUGUUCUAUCGCAACUAUUUCAAAUC
Molecule: messenger RNA, 1148 nt
Organism: Babesia bovis T2Bo
Lineage: Eukaryota; Apicomplexa; Aconoidasida; Piroplasmida; Babesiidae
Product: RAP-1 related antigen (RRA)
Exons: 1
Coding region: 57-1106 (349 amino acids)
Source: RefSeq, a predicted model, not a curated record